Molecule: messenger RNA, 309 nt
Organism: Podarcis lilfordi (Lilford's wall lizard)
Lineage: Eukaryota; Metazoa; Chordata; Lepidosauria; Squamata; Lacertidae
Source: the annotation of a GenBank genome assembly
AUGGAGAAGAGAAAACAUGCAUAUGCCCAGUUUUUUGGAGACUAUUGCAGAAUAAACAACCAAAGAGUACUUAACUUAUGGGAACUUUCAAAUCAAAGUACCACAGCUUUUAUAUUCACCAUAUCGAUUUAUGAAUAUUCUGAAUUGUAUUUAAAUGUGAAGCCAAGCUCCUGGGGUAAAAUUGAUUCCAGAAUCCAGUGGGAGCUAAUAGUAAUGGCCAUACUUCUCCCCCAUUCCCUGCUUUUGUCAGUGACACAACAAAGAGAUAAGGAAAGUGGGUACUUGUUUAUAUUAUUAUAUUGUACUUGA